AUGACUCCGUCUUCGCCGUCGAGACACUUUGGCUGCUCAGCCGUUGGAAAUAGGGCGGCCGAUGAGCAUGAUUCCAGAAAGACGUUGGAAGGCAGGAAGAAUAGUUGGAUCCCUGUUGCGUGGAAAUACUUGCACCUUCCCCCGCGAAUGGGACGCUAUAACACCCCUUCCGUGACUUCCGUCUGCUUCUUUUGUGCCUCUGUUUUGCAGUUCUCUGCCACCUCCUUUUCAUCACCAACUGGUCAUUUGCCGACAACCGACCGCGCCAACAAAGACCAGUUGGACAUCGUCAUUAGAGGCAAUUACCACUGCGCACACCGAAUCUCGACGAGUUCGAGCCUCGACGACUCGCACAAACAACCCCGAAUCACCAGAGUACCCUUGGCUAGACGGCUGCCUUGGGAUACUCCUCGUGUAUAUUGCGGCACUUGGGUGGCCUCCGGUGAUUUGACCGCGGCGACGCUUUCGACUCAAAAGGUCUCCCAAAUUCCAAUGGAAGCGAGAACCAACCAGGCCAUUGAGACCAUCACCACUCCCCAAUACGGCUGCCUGACCCUGAACAACGCCUUUGUUGUCAUCACACCCAAGAUGGGAUCACGGCCCCCUCUUCUCACUCAAUAUUGA
Neurospora tetraspora is the source of this 624-nucleotide messenger RNA. RefSeq lists its product as uncharacterized. The record is from RefSeq and is a predicted model, not a curated record. The coding region runs from base 1 to 624 and encodes 207 amino acids. NCBI's taxonomy places the organism in Eukaryota, Fungi, Ascomycota, Sordariomycetes, Sordariales, Sordariaceae. The transcript has 3 exons.